AUGCAUGUCGCGCUGCCGCCGCUGGUAACAGCGUGCAGCAGUCGCAACAUGACCUCUACAAGUUUUGGUGCGUCUGAACUGGAUCAGUUCUUAGCCGAUGCCGAGCUACGUGUUCGCUUGAUGGAAAGAAGAUUGCGGAAGCUGGCUGCUUGGCAAAAGCGGUUGCAGCAACGAAACGAUGGCGAUUCGGUUCGGCGGUUGCGGCAGGCUGCUGGUCAGCGUCUCGCUGCCGCUUACGUCAUGCAGGCGCUAUUUUCGCUUCUCUUGAUGUUAGAGGGUGAAGAUCCGGAAGUUCACGUCGUCAAAAGAGGUAUGAAGCGUUGCUGCGACUGGGCAAACGUCCUCGAGCUCGACGCUUCCCCGGAUGACUCGCAGCCGGUACCCACCGCCGACGCUAGCGCCUCGGAGGCAGCUGUCUCCUAG
Cyanidioschyzon merolae strain 10D is the source of this 423-nucleotide messenger RNA. RefSeq lists its product as hypothetical. The record is from RefSeq and is a predicted model, not a curated record. Bases 1 to 423 code for a protein of 140 amino acids. NCBI's taxonomy places the organism in Eukaryota, Rhodophyta, Bangiophyceae, Cyanidiales, Cyanidiaceae. The transcript has a single exon.